AUGAGUUUCAAAAGAGCUCGCACGCUGGAGCUUGCUGGCGGUGCCUUCACGGUUGACCCGGAAGCUCAUGCAGAAGAUACUGAAUCGUUGGCCGUGAAUGGACAGAAGUUUCGAAAGUUCUUGCUUGAAAAGUACUCGUCCGGAUCUAUGACCGCUGCUGACACGUGCACCCUCGCAUACCUUCACACCGAAUCUGGCGGCCGGGGAGCUGAAGAUCUGGGGCUGGACCCGGAAAUCGCGACCAAGCAUGGAGCAGGGCAUCUUCGGUACCACCUGGGCAAGCACUACGAGAAGCCCUAUGUGGAGUAUGUUGCCGUCCCUAUGGUUUGCAAGAAGUCAAUCGGGAGAGUUUCAGUUCAGCAUCCUACAAGGGUUGCUUCGGAUAUGCUUCGCAGAGAGCUUUUAAGCUUGCGGCUUUUAGGUGAAGGUGCUAAUGCUGAUACAGAGUUUGUGACAGCACACCUGGAUGCCGACAGGGAAUACUUGGGUCUGUACGAGGGCCAUCCUGUUGCUCAGAAGGCUUUCGCUGAAGGUUUCCGCCGGGAGCACGUCGUGCCCGUGUCUGUUUAUUUUGAUGGGGUGCAAUACUCGAAGAACGAAAAUUUCCUCGGCUUUUACAUGACCAAUCUUCGCACUCGCAAGCAACAAGUCGUGUGGCUGCUCAGACUGUCGGAGCUUUGCUCAUGUGGCUGCAGGGGCUGGUGCUCGGUUUUUCCGCUGCUAGAAAGCUUUCGGCGAGAUAUGUGCUUCGACCACAAGGACCUUCGUGUUUGCAUCCUGGACUACAAAGCUGACUGGCCAGCAUACAUCGAGAUCUGCGGUUUUCGCACCUGGUCGCACAACUUGCACCCAUGUCCAAUUUGCACCGUGCAGAAGAAGGACCUUUUGGCUGUCGGGACAAUGACAUUGCACACUUGCCCGCACAAGCUCUUCGACGAGACGUCCUACAAGGAGCUCGAGAUAGUUGUGCCGGACGAGGAGACGAAAAUGAAGAUCGAAAGCUUGCUCGUCUACCGCCGCAAGACCGGCCGUGGCAGAUGCUUGAAGGCCUCUUUCCCACUCCUCAGGCUGAGGCAGGGCUGGCGGCUCGAGCCGAGCUCAAGCUUGCCAGAUGUCGGCAACUUCGCGAAGCAAUCCUGCCCCUUCUCAUGUGUUUUUUACAUUGGCGGAAAGGAUGGGCGAGUUCUUCACCAAUCGCCGUUCUUGCAGAUCCCAGGAGUUUCGGUGGACACGUGGUGUGUGGACAUCCUGCACACCUGGCAUUACGGACCAAUGUCCACCUUCAUCGCAUAUGGCCUGCGGCUUCUCCUCACGACGAUGAUCUACAGACCUGCGAUUCCGGAUUUGGAGAAGGAGGAGGCCGACAGGCUUGCUCUGCUUUGUCUUCGUGCCGAGUUGUGGUCGUACUACAAACGCCUCCGCCAGUUUGACGAUGACGGCAGCUGGAAAAGGAAGGGUUCCGAGGUCUGGAACUUGACACUGACAAUGGUGGCCGGCAAAUAUGUGAAGGCAAAAGCUGCCGAAACUCAUGGGCUUCUGGGCUUUUUGGUUGACAGGCUUAAGAUGCACAAAUGUGUUCUCGCAGCGACGGAGCAGGCCGACACCUUCGCUUUGCUCUUGCAAGCCGGCCAGGCGGCACUGCACUUCGAUGCAGUGAUGGCUUCUCAUCCGAGGGCGAUCGACGAGACAGUUUGCGGCCUGCUUUUCCAGACGUACGAUGAAUUCAUCUGCCUUUGCGAAAAAGCUGAAAUGCAUCUUAUGCCCAAGAGCCAUAUGAUGUAUCACAUGCUUCAACGGGCGGUCCGGAAAGGGAAUCCAAGGAUGUACUCCACAUACAUCGAUGAAUCCUUGAAUGGCCACAUCGCUCGUAUCUGCAGGUCCGUGCAUCGUCGUACUUGGGCUUACUCCGUGUACGAAAAGCUUGAGAUGAUGGAUGCCAUUAAGGCGGAUGACGACCUGUGA
This is a messenger RNA of Symbiodinium sp. CCMP2592, 1962 nucleotides long. NCBI's taxonomy places the organism in Eukaryota, Dinophyceae, Suessiales, Symbiodiniaceae. The record is from the annotation of a GenBank genome assembly.